AUGGGUAUCUUCGGCGGCUCUUCUUCCCCUUCCACCGACUCCUCCAGCAAGGAAGUCAAGGAGGCCCUCUUCAAGCAGGUCCAGGCCGAGUCCGCUAUGAGCAACGCCCGCACUCUGAUCUCCAACGUCAACGAACACUGCUUCGAAGCCUGCGUUCCCAAUCCCGGAACCUCCAUGUCCGCCGGCGAACAGGCCUGCCUGACCGACUGCAUGGAGAAGUACAUUGCCUUCUGGAACACCGUUAGCCGCACAUAUACCCGUCGCGUGGGCACCGAGCAGAAGAGGAUGCUUGCGCUGUGA
Aspergillus tubingensis is the source of this 300-nucleotide messenger RNA. It is a transcript of the gene tim13, whose product is annotated as protein translocase subunit TIM13. The coding region runs from base 1 to 300 and encodes 99 amino acids. The record is from RefSeq and is a predicted model, not a curated record. Lineage: Eukaryota; Fungi; Ascomycota; Eurotiomycetes; Eurotiales; Aspergillaceae. The transcript has 2 exons.